AUGCGAAAAAAUUCAUGGAUUUUAUUGUCAAUUUGUGUGACGAUUACUGUAGUUUGGAUUCUUUUUGUGCGAUUUUGAAGGUGUGAAUUCUAAAGAGUUUUUGUAGGGAAAUCUGGAGAAAAAACCUUUUCAAAUUUUUCUGGAACCUUGGAAGUUUUGAAAAAGUGAAAAAAUAUAUUACAACGUUUUUCUGAAUCCUCAAGUUCAAGUUUCAAUUUUUGAGAGUCAGUCGAGUUCAAGAAAUCAUCAUUUUUGAAAACCACAACAUUUUUUGAAACAGUGGGAUUUUUGAAAUUUUCUAGUUGAAACAUUUCGAAAUAGUGAACUUUGUUUUGAAAACUGGACUUUUUUCUAUAAAAAAUCAAAACAAUCAGAACUUCAAAAAUUUCAUAAAAUUUUGAAACAGUGAUUUUUUCUAGUAAAAUAUAAAUAACUAAAAAUGUGAAUUUCAGCCCAUGGAGUUGAAAAGCUGAUGUUGAAAAUUUAUUGUAGAAUUUUUGAAACAGUAAACUUUUUGAACAGAAAAAACUUCAAAUGAACAAAAUAAAUUGGUCAAUUUGAUCAGAAAUCUAAUCUUGAAAACCAAUAAUACAAAUUUGAAACAGUCAUUUUUUGCAGACUCCGAUUUUCUGUCCGAUCCUCCAUGCAACAAAUCCAUUAAAAUCUUCGAAGCAACUGGAUUUUUCGGAGAUCAAAUUAGAAAUUCCGCAUUUCUCUCGCAUUGUUCAAAAGAAGUUCAGGAGUAUUGUGGAAUUACGAGACGAAAACCUGAUUUUGAAAAAGCUGAUGCUGUUGUAUUUCAUGCCAGAGAUUAUAAUCACGCGGUAGAUUUUCUAGAAUUUGUGGAAUUUUCAGAUCCACAGAAUUCAUAUUGUUAAUAAUUCCAGAAAUCUCGAUGGCUUUUUGAAAAUCAAAAUCGGAAUGCCAAAAUUCCCUAUAUAAUUUGGACCAUGGAAUCUCCGAUUUCUGAACAAAAUUUUCCGAAUUCUAUGAACUUGACAAUGUCUUAUGAUACUGCCUCAGAUAUAUAUUUUCCUUAUGGACAUUUUCGUCGAAAAAAUCAGAAAACUGCUGAAAAUUUGGAGGAAAUUUGGAAAAUGAAGAGGAAAUCGGCUGAAAGUGGAGCUGAAAUUGCAUGGAUGGUUUCGAAUUGUGAAACAGUGAAUCGGAGAAUGGAAAUUGUACAGAAAUUGAGGAAAUUGGGUUUGAAGGUUGGUUUGGGAUAAUUAGGGAAUAUUUGUACUGAGUUCAAUGAAGUAAUUAUCAUUUUUUUGGGUUGACAAAUAUGUUUACAUAAAUUUUGAAACGUAAAAAUUUAGGUUUGAAAUCAUUGACAUUUUGAAACAUUUUUUGAGAAAAAAUUCAUUUCUUUUGGAAUUUUUCACCGUUUCAAACUUUUAUUAUUAAGUUUUGGAAAAAUUAUUUAUACACAAAUUUUGAAACAGCAAAAAAUGUCCAUGUGGAAAACUUUUUACGAAAAAUCCAUUAUCAUUUUUCUCGAAAAUACUUGAAAAGGCUUAUCAGAAAUUAGGAAAGCUAUAUUUUCAAAACGUUUUGAAACAGUAAAGUAAUCCUUUCUUUAAUUUUCAGAUCGACAUUUUCGGAAAAUGCGGAAUUCUCCCAAAGCAAUGUUCAAUAUCCGAAGCCACUUCAAAAUGUGAAUUCGAUCUAAUUUCCCCCUACAAGUUCUAUAUUUCGAUCGAAAAUUCGAAUUGCAAAGAUUAUAUCACUGAAAAAUUCUGGAGAAAUAUCAAAAAUCGAUUUGUGGUUCCAAUUGUUUUGGGCAAACAAUUAUAUUUAGAUUCUGGAAUUCCAGAAAAAUCAUUUAUUGCUUUGGAUGAUUUUGAGAAUCUUGAAAUAUUCAAAAAUUUCAUAGAGAAUUUAGCUGAAAAUAAAACAAGGUAUCUGGAAUUUCAUGAAUGGAGAAAUGAAUUUGAGUAAGUCUCAAAUAUUUUUAAAAAAUAAAGAUAAAAUUUUCUUCCAGGAUCGAUGAUGUUCUUGGAGAAGGAAGUAAUGACCAUGGAUUUUGCAAAUUAUGUCGGAAUUUGAAAUCGAAAAAAUAUUCAACAAAUUUGAAAUCUUAUUCAAAUUUAGUUGGAAGUUGGCAUAAAUUAGAAGACUGUGAUAAUAAAUUAGGAUCUCAAUUUUUGGACGGGUCAGCGAAUAUUUUUUAUUUCUCAAAUAAAUUAGGUUAA
Messenger RNA from Caenorhabditis angaria, 2195 nucleotides. The record is from the annotation of a GenBank genome assembly. NCBI's taxonomy places the organism in Eukaryota, Metazoa, Nematoda, Chromadorea, Rhabditida, Rhabditidae.